Molecule: messenger RNA, 6346 nt
Organism: Dipodomys spectabilis (banner-tailed kangaroo rat)
Lineage: Eukaryota; Metazoa; Chordata; Mammalia; Rodentia; Heteromyidae
Gene: Duox2
Product: dual oxidase 2
Exons: 33
Coding region: 1-4623 (1540 amino acids)
Biological process (GO): defense response; response to oxidative stress; superoxide anion generation
Cellular component (GO): plasma membrane; NADPH oxidase complex
Molecular function (GO): peroxidase activity; calcium ion binding; heme binding
Source: RefSeq, a predicted model, not a curated record
AUGCUGAGAGCAAGAGCCCUGAUAUUCCUGGGAACUCUGCUGACUGGAUCUCUGGGUGCCCCCCCCCCAGGCGGCCAGGAUGCGCCCCCACUGGCCUGGGAAGUGCAGCGCUAUGACGGCUGGUUCAACAAUCUCAGGCACCAUGAACGCGGGGCGGUUGGUUCGCGGCUGCAGCGCUUAGUCCCGGCCCAUUACGCGGAUGGCGUCUACCAGGCCUUGGAGGAGCCGCUGCUGCCCAACCCUCGCCGGCUGAGCGAUGCGGUGGCUCGGGGCCGAGCCGGGAUGGCGUCGCUGCGCAACCGCACGGUGCUGGGCGUCUUCUAUGGCUACCACGUGCUGUCCGACCUGGUGAGCGUGGAGACCCCCGGCUGCCCCGCCGAGUUCCUCAACAUCCGCAUCCCGCCCGGAGACCCCGUGUUUGACCCCCAGCGGCGCGGGGACGUGGUGCUGCCCUUCCAGAGGAGCCGCUGGGACCCCGAGACCGGACAGAGCCCCAGUAACCCCCGGGACCUGACCAACCAGGUGAGCGGCUGGCUGGACGGCAGCGCCAUCUACGGCUCCUCGCACUCGUGGAGCGACGCCCUGAGGAGCUUCUCCGGGGGACAGCUGGCGUCGGGGUCCGACCCCAACUUCCCGCGGGACCCGCAGGCCGCGCUGCUCAUGUGGUCGGCGCCCGACCCCGCCACGGGCCAGGGCGGGCCCCGCGGGCUGUACGCCUUCGGGGCCCCGCGGGGCAACAGGGAGCCCUUCCUGCAGGCGCUGGGCCUGCUGUGGUUCCGCUACCACAACGCGUGCGCGCGCAGGCUGGCGCGGGAGCGGCCGCGCUGGGGCGACGAGGAGCUGUUCCAGCACGCGCGCAAGAGGGUCAUCGCCACCUUCCAGAACAUUGCUCUGUAUGAGUGGCUGCCCAGCUUCCUGCAGAAAACGCCCCCGCCGUAUACAGGGUACCACCCUUUCACUGAUCCCAGCAUCUCCCCGGAGUUCGUGGUGGCCACUGAGCAGUUCUUCUCCACUAUGGUGCCCCCUGGUGUCUACAUGAGAAACUCCAGCUGUCAUUUCCGGGAAGUCCUGAACAAGGAUUUGGGCAGCUCUCCAGCUCUCAGGGUCUGCAACAGCUACUGGAUUCGGGAGAAUCCUAAUCUGAAGAAUACCCAGGAUGUGAAUGAACUGCUACUGGGAAUGGCCUCGCAGAUCUCAGAACUGGAGGACAGGAUAGUGAUCGAAGACUUGAGGGAUUAUUGGCCUGGCCCUGACAAGUUCUCCCGCACAGACUACGUGGCCAGCAGCAUCCAACGUGGUCGAGAUAUGGGGCUGCCCAGCUAUAGCCAAGCCAUGCUGGCUUUGGGACAGGAGCCCCCAAAGAACUGGAGGGACCUCAACCCCAAGGUAGAACCCCAGGUGCUGGAGGCUACAGCUGCCUUGUACAACCAGGACCUGUCUCGGCUAGAGCUACUCCUGGGUGGGCUCCUGGAGAGCUAUGGAGACCCUGGACCCCUAUUCAGCAACAUCAUCCUCAAUCAGUUUGUGCGACUGAGGGAUGGUGACCGUUAUUGGUUUGAGAACACCAAGAAUGGGCUGUUCUCCGAGGAAGAGAUUGCAGAAAUCAGAAACACCACCCUCCGGGAUGUGUUGGUAGCGGUCACUAACGUUGACCCUAGCUCCUUGCAGCCCAAUGUCUUUGUCUGGCAGGAAGGUGCGCCCUGCCCACAGCCCCGGCAGCUCACAACUGAAGGCUUGCCCAACUGUGUGCCCCUUACUGUGACUGACUACUUCAAGGGCAGCGGUGCGGGCUAUGGCCUUGUCAUUGUGGCUCUCUGCUGCUUUCCCUUAGUGAGUCUGCUUAUGGCUGGGGUGGUGGCUCAUUUCCGGAACCAAGAGCGCAAGAAGCUACAAAGGAAAGGCAAAGAGAGCAUGAAGGAUGAAGCCAUCAAAGUUGGAGUGACAGGGAUGGAGUGGCCAGGCCCCAAGGAGAGUAGCUAUCCUAUCACCAUCCGGCUGCUCCCGGACAAGUGCUUACAGGUGCUGGACGGAGGGCUCACGGUGCUUCGCACCAUCCAGCUGCAGCCCCUGCAGCAGGUCAACCUUAUCCUGUCCAGCAACCGGGGAUGCAGGACACUGCUGCUCAAGAUCCCCAAGGAGUAUGACCUGGUGUUGCAGUUUAACUCAGAAGAGGAGCGAGGCGCCUUUGUGCAGCAACUGCAGGACCUCUGUAAGUGCUGGAGUCCAGGCCUCCGUGUGGCUCAGAUGAGCGAGAGUGAGCUCUUCAAGAAGGCUGUCACUAAGCAACAGCGAGGCUGCAUCCUGGAGAUCUUCUUCAGGCAUCUUUUUGCUCAGGUGUUAAACAUCAACCAGGCGGAUGCAGGGACCUUGCCAGUGGACUCAUCCCAGAAGGUUCGAGAAGCCCUGACCUGUGAGCUGAGCAGGGCUGAGUUUGCUGAGUCCCUGGGUCUCAGGCCUCAGGACAUGUUUGUGGAGUCCAUGUUCUCUUUGGCUGACAAAGAUGGCAAUGGCUACCUGUCCUUCCACGAGUUCCUGGACAUCCUGGUGGUCUUCAUGAAAGGCUCCCCAGAAGAUAAGUCCCGACUGAUGUUCACCAUGUAUGACCUGGAUGGGAAUGGCUUCCUCUCCAAGGAUGAAUUCUUCACCAUGAUGCGAUCCUUCAUCGAGAUCUCCAACAACUGCCUAUCCAAGGCCCAGCUGGCCGAGGUGAUGGAGUCCAUGUUCCGAGAGUCAGGUUUCCAGGACAAGGAGGAGCUGACCUGGGAGGACUUCCACUUUAUGCUUCGGGACCAUGACAGCGAGCUCUGCUUCACACAGCUCUGUGUCAAAGGUAGAGUUGGAGGUGUUGGAAACAUCUUUAAACCAAAUAUCAGCUCUCGAGUCUCAUUCAUCACUCGGACUCCUGAGAACUGCUCUUACCCCCAGGAGCUGGUCCUCCCUGCCUCAGACACCCCUGGUCUAAAGAAGAGAUUUGGCAAAAAGGCAGUGGGGACCCCUCCCCAGCUGUACACAGAAGCCCUUCAGGAGAAGAUGCAACGGGGCCUUGUCACCCAGAAACUACAGCAAUUCAAGCGCUUUGUGGAGAACUACCGACGUCAUAUCAUGUGUAUCGCAAUCUUCUCAGCCAUCUGUGUGGGCCUGUUUGCAGAACGUUCCUACUAUUAUGCGUUUUCCUCACCACCCACCGACAUCGAAGAGACCACCUACGUGGGCAUCAUCGUGUCCCGGGGCACGGCAGCCAGCAUCUCCUUCAUGUUCUCCUACAUCCUGCUCACCAUGUGCCGCAACCUCCUCACCUUCCUGCGGGAGACCUUCCUCAACCGCUACAUCCCCUUCGAUGCCGCCGUGGACUUCCACCGCUGGAUCGCCAUGGGGGCUGUCAUCCUGGCCAUUUUGCACAGUGCUGGUCACGUGGUGAAUUUCUACAUCUUCUCAGUCAGCCCCCUCAGCCUGAUGGCCUGCGUAUUCCCCAACGUCUUUGUGAAUGAUGGGUCUAAGCUUCCCCAGAAGUUCUACUGGUGGUUCUUCGAGACGAUUCCAGGUAUGACAGGAGUUCUGUUGCUCCUGGUCCUGGCCAUUAUGUAUGUCUUUGCCUCUCACCACUUCCGCUGCUGCAGCUUCCGGGGUUUCUGGCUGACUCAUCACCUCUAUGUCAUUCUUUAUGCCCUGCUCAUCAUCCACGGCAGCUUCGCUCUCAUCCAACUGCCCAGUUUCCACAUCUACUUCCUGGUCCCUGCGAUUAUCUUUGGUGGGGACAAGCUGGUGAGCCUGAGCCGGAAGAAGGUGGAGAUCAGCGUGGUGAAGGUGGAGCUGCUGCCUUCAGGUGUAACCCACCUGCAGUUCCAGCGGCCCCAAGACUUUGAGUACAAGUCAGGGCAGUGGGUGCAGAUCGCUUGCCUGGCCCUGGGGACCACUGAGUACCACCCCUUCACGCUGACCUCGGCGCCCCACGAGGACACCCUCAGCCUGCACAUCCGGGCAGUAGGACCCUGGACCACUCGGCUCCGGGAGAUCUACUCCCCGCCAACGGGGGACAGCUGUGCCAGAUACCCAAAGCUGUAUCUUGAUGGACCAUUUGGAGAAGGCCACCAGGAGUGGCAUAAGUUUGAGGUGUCCGUGCUGGUGGGAGGGGGCAUUGGGGUCACCCCUUUUGCCUCCAUCCUCAAAGACUUGGUCUUCAAAUCCUCAGUGGGCACUCAGAUGCUCUGCAAAAAGAUCUACUUCAUCUGGGUGACCAGGACCCAGAGGCAGUUCGAGUGGCUGGCUGACAUCAUCCGGGAGGUGGAGGAGAAUGACUGCCAGGACCUGGUGUCUGUGCACAUCUACAUCACCCAGCUGGCUGAGAAAUUCGACCUCAGGACCACCAUGCUGUACAUCUGUGAGCGACAUUUCCAGAAGGUGCUGAACCGGAGUCUCUUCACGGGGCUGCGUUCCAUCACCCACUUUGGCCGCCCGCCCUUUGAGCCCUUCUUCAACUCCCUGCAGGAGGUCCACCCACAGGUGCACAAGAUCGGCGUGUUCAGCUGUGGCCCUCCAGGAAUGACCAAGAAUGUGGAGAAGGCCUGCCAGCUCAUCAACAGACAGGACCGGGCCCACUUCGUGCACCACUAUAAGAAUUUCUAAGCUUGUCCUCCCUGGAUCCUGCUUCCAGUCUCCCAUUCCCCAGAAAUGAGCUUGCCACCAAUUGGGAAUGGUGGCGGAUGCCUGUAAUCUCAGCCCUUGGAAGGCUGAAGCAAGAGGGUCUUGAGUUGGAGGCUAGCCUGGGCUUUUUUUCAAAAAAAACAACAACAACCAAAAACAAUCCUGACCUGCUGGUGAUAUCUCUGUGAGCAUUCGCCUCAGCCAGAAUGCUUGUCUUUGCCCUACCCAUCCAGUGCUCUGGGACACUAGAGAAAGUCUCCCCUACCCUCGUCCUAGCUCAAGCCCUGCAAGUUGUCAUAAGGAACGUGGGGAAGGGACAGCUCUGCUGUCUCCACUGUCUCUCACAGUCUCAACUGUGAAACGGUCCAAACUGGUCACUUCUGAGAACUCCUCCAUUUUGUUCCUACAAAAUUGUUUGCAACUGGCUUCGCCAGAAGCCUUUGAAAAAAAAAGGAGAAAUGAGGAUAUCUCUGCGAGAGAAUCUCCAAGCCCAGCUCAAGCGCCAUGAUGCUAGAAAUCAGGACAACCCAACCACCUCUGGGCCUUUCCUCCUCCUGCUCUGAAGAAAAGCAGCCUGACUCCUGCUUCCUGUCCCUUAGAAGAGUCUUAGGAGACCCCAGAGAAGAAAGAUGCCUUUCCAAGCCCUAAUGUUCCUGCUGUUAGCCAGGGUGUCUGCUGUUCUAACCACUCUGGGCAGGCCUCUCUCCAAACUGCUUGGAGCAGCCAGUCUACCAGAUGUCCAGAGCUCUCUUUCAGUUCCCAACUACCAGGGGAAAUAAAUAACUGACUGUCCAGGAUUGCCCUGGACAUAGUUAGCACCGGAAGUCUCUCAUUCUCGGGCAGAUCAGGGCACUUGAUCACCUCACCUAGAAGCUAACCUGACAUGUUACUUCCACCAGCAUUAAUAUUUGUCCUUUUUCUUCUUUACCUUUUUACCCUCCCCACACCCCCUAAAAAGCUGGGCUUUGCGUAUAGUAAGGUAUACAGACUUUCUUUUGCCAAUACUGGGGUUUUGAGCUCAAGGCUUCAUGCCUACCGUGCCCCUACCUCCUGAACUUAUUUUGCUUUUAGUUAUUAUAUUUCAGAAAAGGAUUUCAAAAGGUUAUAUUUUGGAAAAGGAUUUCAAAAGCUUCUUUCAGAACCACAAUUCUUCUACCUCUACCUUCUGAGUAACUGAAUUACACAUGCAAACCACCAGCUUAUUCUUUGCCAUAAGAUCUCAAUAAAUGAUUUGUUCUGGGCUUACCUUGAAUCAUGAUCCUCCUAUCUCUGCCUCCCAAGUAGCUGAAAUUAUAGGGAUGCUCCACAGAACCCAGAUGGAGGUAUACAAAUCUUGAAGUAAUCAUGUAAAGGUUUAUCAUCAUUCAGGUUUAGAUAUAAAAUAGUUCAAGAGUCCCAUCACCCCAGAAACUUUCCUUGCAUUCCCCUCCAGUCCUUCUUACCCUAACGCUUGGAUGCAACUACUAAUAUGAUUUCUGUCGCUCAAGUUUGGAUCAUACUGAAUGUAUUCCUAUAAGCCCAGCGCAUUUCAUUCACCACAGUGCCUUUUAGACUCAUUCAUGCUGUUCUGUCUGUUCGUCAGUAGUUUGUUUCUUUUUAUUGCUGAGUAGUAUUCUGUUGCUGCCCCAUUCUUCUGUUGAUGGGCUUUUGUGUUGUUUGGGUUUGUUUUGCUGUGAAUAAACUGCUAUGAGAUUCUUGUACCUAC